Molecule: messenger RNA, 1608 nt
Organism: Musa acuminata AAA Group (dessert banana)
Lineage: Eukaryota; Viridiplantae; Streptophyta; Magnoliopsida; Zingiberales; Musaceae
Product: protein TRANSPARENT TESTA GLABRA 1
Exons: 2
Coding region: 150-1286 (378 amino acids)
Cellular component (GO): nucleus
Molecular function (GO): protein binding
Source: RefSeq, a predicted model, not a curated record
UUCCCCCUCCCUCGUCUCUCUCUCUCUCUCUCUCUCUCUCUCUCUCUGUUCCUGUUCUGUGCGCACAUGGAGAUUUGUGUUUCCCUUUGACUGUUUGGCAACGGCGAGCCUCCACUGUGUGGAUUCCUUCCGAGUCUAACCAACUAUAAAUGGCGAUGAUCUCCUCUAACGCCCCGUCCGGCAGAAACAAGGCGCAGCAACAGCAGCAGCAGGAGGAAAUGGAGAGUUCCACCCAGGAAUCUCCGCUCAACCCUAACGCCUUCACCUUCGACUUGCCCCACCCCGUCUAUGCCAUGGCCUUCUCGCCUUCCCCUUUCGCGGUCGCCUCUUCCUGCUCCGCCGUCGCGGCCGCCUCUCCUCGCCUCGCCCUCGGCUCCUUCGUCGAGGAGUACGGUAACCGCGUCGACGUGGUGGCCUUCGACGAGGACGCCCUCGCCUUCCGCCCCGACCCUGCCCUCUCCUUCGAUCACCCUUACCCCCCCACCAAGCUCAUGUUUCACCCCAGUCCCCUCCCCCCGCUCCUCGCGUCCGCUUCCGAUUCCCUCCGUCUGUGGCACCUCGGGCCUGAAACCGCAGAGCUCCGCUCCGUCCUCGACAACAGCAAGUCCAGCGGCUACUGCGCCCCACUCACCUCCUUCGACUGGAACGACGAGGAGCCCCGCCGCAUCGGCACCUCCUCCAUCGACACCACCUGCACCAUCUGGGACGUCGAGCGAUGCGCCAUCGAGACCCAGCUCAUCGCCCACGACAAGGAGGUGUACGACAUCGCGUGGGGCCAGGCCGGCGUCUUCGCAUCCGUGUCCGCCGACGGCUCCGUUCGCAUCUUCGAUCUCCGUGAUAAGGAGCACUCUACCAUCGUGUACGAGAGCCCCCGCCCGGACACCCCCCUGCUCCGCCUCGCCUGGAACAAAGUCGACCGCUGCUACAUGGCCACCACCAUGAUGGACAGCAACCGCGUUGUCGUGCUCGACAUCCGCUCCCCUGCUGCCCCCGUGGCCGAGCUGCAGCGCCACCGCGCCAGCGUCAACGCCAUCGCGUGGGCGCCACAGGCCUCGCGGCAUAUUUGCUCCGCGGGGGACGAUGGCCAGGCUUUGAUUUGGGAAUUGCCCGCUGCCGCUGCGGCGGGUGGGUCCUCUGAGGCGGCGAUCACUGCGGCGCUACAAGGGAUCGACCCUAUGCUGGUCUACACGGCAGGUGCGGAGAUCAACCAGCUGCAGUGGUCUGCUGCUCACCACGACUGGGUUGGAAUCGCCUUCUCCAACAAGGUGCAGCUUCUGAGGAUCUGAGUCUCAUUGAUGAUAUCCAGACUUGAGGGUUGGACAGCUCACAGAAUUCAGCUUAUCCGUGAAGUCAAUGCCUAACUCCAGUUAUGGUUAGUUGGUUUAGGAAAUUCUUGUAUCAUUCAGGUUCUGUUGCAAAACAAGGCUGGGCAGUGGACUCAGAUGUGAUCUUAAAACUGGAUGCAGAAACAACUCCAGUUCACAGCUUGUCUGAAACUAGAUGGAAAACCUUCUCUAUGAUUUUUAAAUGACCUGUGCUUCAUUUGAUAUCAAGGAAAAGUGUACUCACUCAUAUGACUAACUAUAUUACCCUUGUUUUUUUUUCUUC